ACCACAGGACUAGGCAGCGCCCCCGCAGCAGGCAGGAUGGCCGAGGGCAAGGCUGGUGGAGCAGCUGGCCUCUUCGCCAAACAGGUGCAGAAGAAGUUCAGCAGGGCCCAGGAGAAGGUUCUGCAGAAACUGGGGAAAACUGUAGAAACCAAAGAUGAGCGAUUUGAACAAAGUGCCAGCAACUUCUACCAACAACAGGCCGAAGGCCACAAGCUGUACAAGGACCUGAAGAGCUUCCUUAGUGCAGUCAAAGUGAUGCAUGAAAGUUCAAAGCGAGUGUCAGAGACCCUGCAGGAGGUCUACAGCAGUGACUGGGACGGGCAUGAGGAGCUGAAGGCCAUCGUGGGGAACAAUGAUCUCCUUUGGGAAGACUAUGAAGAGAAACUGGCCGACCAGGCUUUGAGGACCAUGGAAAACUAUGUGGCCCAGUUCAGCGAGGUGAAGGAGAGAAUUGCCAAGCGGGGCCGGAAACUGGUCGACUAUGAUAGUGCCCGACACCACCUGGAGGCCGUGCAGAACGCCAAGAAGAAAGAUGAGGCUAAGACUGCCAAGGCAGAAGAAGAGUUCAGCAAAGCCCAGGGCGUGUUUGAAGAUCUGAACCAGGAGCUGCUGGAGGAGCUGCCUGUUCUCUACAACAGCCGUAUCAGCUGUUAUGUGACCGUCUUCCAAAACAUUUCCAACCUGAGAGAUGUGUUCUACAGAGAGAUGAGCAAGCUGAACCACAGUCUCUAUGAAGUGAUGAGCAAACUGGAGAAGCAACAUUCCAACAAAGUCUUUGUGGUGAAGGGGCUGUCGAGCAGCAGCAGACGCUCCUUAGUCAUCUCUCCCCCCGUUAGAACUUCUACAGCCUCCAGCCCUGUGACCUCCCCUACCAGCCCCUCGGCUCUCUCUGUGACCAGUGGGAGCGAGUCCGUCUCAGCCACUGGAGAGGCGCUGGCCUCUAAGGCCGCAGAUGAAGAAGAGAGCUGUGGGAGCAAGGAGUCCUUAAAGGAUGAGGAAGUGGAGGAAGGCCAGUCUGAAGCAAGGUCUUCUGAGGGGGAAGAGCCUCUACCAGCCUGCAACGGGCCCACCCAGGCCCCACCCUCUCCUGCAUCCCAGGAGGAAGCCGCCCUGUGCUCCCCAGCUCCAUCCCUGGGCAGUGGUCAGACACUGACAGAGCAGCCUUCCCCACAAGAGGUUGUUCUUCGCACCCGAACCGCGAGUGAAGGAGCCGAGCAGAGCAGGAAAGGAGCCUCUAUCCAGAGGAUGUCGGCACCCCCUAGUCGGCCUCCACCACCCAAAGCCCCUCCAAGCCCCAGGCUUGCCUCAGGCAGUGGGCCCCACAGCCCUCCAGCCUCUGGAGAGGGUUCACCCCGCAGCCCCAGGGUCUCCUUAGAAGUCUCUUCCAAUCCAGAAGCACCUGAGAAGCCGCUGAGAACCCCUGAGGCCUUAGAAAAGGAAAACACUGGCAGCCCCAGCCCAGAAGAGCCAUGUGCCUCCUCCACCGAGAGCACCGUCCAGAACCAAGGCCCUGAGCUUCACCUCUGUUCGGAUCCAGGAGAAAACACCAUCACAGCACCUGAGCUUCAGAAAGAGGUAAGGAGGUCAGGAGAUGCCACUCAGGCAGCGGAGCGCUUGUCCAGCAAGCAGGAAGCCCUGGGUUCACUCCUUGGUGUCACAUAAACUGAGCACGGUGGCACACACCUAUAUGCUUGGUCCUUGGGAGGUGGAGGCAAAAGGGUCAGAAGUUGAAGGCCACCCUUGGCCAGCUCUAUAGCUAGUGUGAGUGCUGGAAUCACAGGCAGCCCACAGUACCUGCCCAGAGUCCAUGCGGGGUCUCCCCAGCCUGCCUGAUAUUGCUUUAAAAAGUGACAUUAUACAGGAUGUACAAAAACAUACUUACACGUACUCACAGACAUUAUACAGGAUACACAAAAACAUACACAUACUCACAGACAUUAUACAAGAUGCACAGAAACAUACUUACACAUACUCACAGACACAGUGCAGCACAGCAACUCGGAAUGCGAGCCAUAAUGGUGCCAUGAAAUGGAUCCAUGAAUUAUUUAGCUCCCAAGAAACACCCAAGCAGUUCUCCAAGUAAAUGGUACCCAUUCCUUAGAACAGCUGCUGCCAACGUGGUGGGCAGGUUCCUCUGUUCAUCUGACCACAGAGGCAGUGACCUGUGCACGGAGCCUGCAGCUCCUCCCUGAAGAAUCCCAGCAGUCAGCACCAUGGUGCCACCCUCUGCAGAGGCCACCAGCACUGCAUGGAAUAUAAUUCAAGAAAAAGUAGAGUUUUUACCCCUCCUGAGUAGGCCAGCAUCUGAUGCAACCAUGUUUACCUCCCAGGUGUUUCCAAGUGAAAACGCAGAACUCUGAAGAGAAACUCCAUCUGCCCACAGAAAUGUCUUGCACAGGGUCAAGGUCACAAGCCACUCCAUGUUGUCAGGUAGUGAGAUACUCAGUCUCGGAGACCUGUCAUUGUUGGAGUCUGAGGAGCAGCCCUGGGGAGAGGGGACCACACUCAGGGAACAUUUUACUCAAGAUGUGAGCAUUAAUAGAAGCAGGGCUGUAAUAAUGCUAACACAAAAGCAUCUAUUGGCAUGUCCACACAUUCUCAAAGGAGGACAUAUGUCCAACUAUCUAUUCACUUGGAAAAGAUGUAAAGCUGAAAGAUUUUCACAUUACUAAAUAAAGUGUGACUUUAACUAAA
Molecule: messenger RNA, 2694 nt
Organism: Arvicola amphibius (Eurasian water vole)
Lineage: Eukaryota; Metazoa; Chordata; Mammalia; Rodentia; Cricetidae
Gene: Bin2
Product: bridging integrator 2
Exons: 11
Coding region: 37-1662 (541 amino acids)
Biological process (GO): podosome assembly; phagocytosis, engulfment; plasma membrane tubulation
Cellular component (GO): phagocytic cup; plasma membrane; cytoplasm
Molecular function (GO): protein binding; phospholipid binding
Source: RefSeq, a predicted model, not a curated record